AUGCAAGUGUUAAUCUCUCGAACAGACGAUAUGAUCGAUCGGAUUCCAAUUGAUGUCCGUCCGACGUUUUCAGACUGUGUUUCAGAAACGUAUAACGCGACAAGAAUGCAGUAUUCCAUCAAUUUGAAUGAAGCCGAAGUCACUCGCAUACCAGAAAUAAAAAGUCAAUUGAAACAAGCUAUAACCAUCGAACAACAAUGGAAUGCAAUGAAUAAGACAGAUCGAAUCGUUGCAGAUAUUACUUUAAAUGUUGUCAAACCAAGUUUAUCAUUCCUAACAGGAAUUCUCGAGUGUUUGAAGAGAAAGUCACAGAUUAUAUUCACGUGA
This is a messenger RNA of Adineta ricciae, 327 nucleotides long. The record is from the annotation of a GenBank genome assembly. Lineage: Eukaryota; Metazoa; Rotifera; Eurotatoria; Adinetida; Adinetidae.